GUCUAUCUCGCUCAUUUGAAGGGAAUUUACGUAACAAGAUUGGCUUUGAUGGUUUUCAUCAUGCUUAUCCGUUUCAAAGAAUCAAAAAAGAAUGGACCUUUCUCAUCCCAUUAAUCAUGAACAUUGGCUGUUCCCAACAAGCACUUCCUCAUCAUUCCGUUAUUAUAAUUCUAAUUCAUCAACAACAAAUACAUCAUGUCCUGAUUGGAUUCUCCAAAUGCCACAGGUUCCUCUCUCCAAUGCCGACCAGUGGUCCUUCACUGAGGAGUGUCCAGAUAUUAUUUCUGUACCAAUCACUUCUGGAUUAUUUCUCAUGUUUUACAGCUUGCUAAUUCUUCUCUGCUCUCUCGGGUUGUGUUGGAAACGAAAUAAUGGACACAUCAAGGCUAGAACACUCACUGGAAUGCUCUUUACCAUGUCGAGUAGUUUUCUAUUUGUUUUUGGAUUUGGAUUGAGAUAUGUGGUCGGGAGGGAAUACUAUCCGUGCUUCUUCUUUAGUAUGGUAUUUAUUGUGUUACCUCCCUGUUUGACAUUGCCUUCAACUUUAAGAACAUUGAGAUUGUUCAUCAAGUAUAAGGUCAAUAUGUAUAAAAAGCAACAUUUCGAACAGAAUCAAACCUUAUUGGAGAGGAGAGGUUUGACACCAGUAGUAGUUGGAGGGAUUGACAAUAUUUCAUCACUAUUCAAAGAUUCAUCAACACAGAAACAACCACAACAGACCAAGUCAGUCGCGCUAUUUCAAAACUCUGUGGCCACAGAUGAUGGCAACACCAUUACUAGGAGAAUUUCAGUGAUUGAAACAACAGGACUCGACAAUGUUCAAGAAUUUCUUAGUGUUCACAAAUUGGGAAGGAGAGAACAAUUCCUUUUCAAAAUGAAUUCACUCAUUUCGAGUAAUAGAUUUUCCGUGGAUGUUUUUAUUGGAUUCUUAUUGAUACAUUUGAUAAUUUGGAUUGUUUUGGCUUCCAUUGAGGAUACAUUCUUUGUAAAUAGUAGAUUCCUAAUGAAAGAAACAUCCAUGAUUAGUCUGAAAGGAUGUUAUGCCAACAUGACACCCUCCAUCAUUUCAGUUAUGCUGUACAUUUUCUAUUUGGGAAUGGAAUUUAUUUGUGUAAUGCUUUGCUUCAAAACCGAAGAUACAUGGUUCAUUAAGAAGGAAGCAAUUAUUCUUGUCAUUUUACAAGUACUAUUUGUCAUUACACAUAUUGUCAUUUCUACAAACAAUUACAUGUCACUCUUUCUAGAUCAUGUUGUGCCUCAAGGAUUAAUCAUGAUGACCUUCUCUACUCUAGAAGUUUUCAUUACCAUUCUCUUGCCAAUUUGCUACUCAAUUGCAAAAGAUUAUAGAGGACAUUUGGAAUUGUACAAUUCAGAAGUUGAGUUUUGUUUACACAAUAAGGAAGCUUUUGAAAUUCUCACAGAUUUCAGUCGAAAAAGUUAUUGUAUUGAGGGUGUUUUAUUUUUCAAGGAUGUGGAAACUUUUAAAGUCAACCGAAAUAGAGAGAUGGCUCUCCACAUUGUUCAGAGCUAUUUGAAUGAAGGAAGUACCUAUGAAUUGAAUAUUCCCAAUAUUGCAACUCACAGAGAGGAAAUACUUUACAAAAUUAACACCUCUCACACUGAUAAUCUGCCACAGAAUUUAUUUUCUCAACUCGAAUUUCUUUCCAUGCAUACUCUAUUGGAUGUUUAUGAUAGAUUGAAGAGAACUAAUCCUCGAAUUUGUGAAUUGGCAAUUGAAUGGCAACGACAAAUUCACAAACCAACUAACUUGCCAACUGUUGGAAAUGCAUCUAAUGUUGUUUGAUUCUUGUUGUGGAUUCAAACAACUGUUCGGAUUAGUAUUCGAUACGACGUAUGGAAAGCACAACCAAAACCAAGAGACCAUCAAAUGUCCUUUAUUACAACAAUAACAUCAACUACAGGAAAUGGAUUACAAAUUAUUCAACGUCCUUUUUUCCCUUUUACGAUCAAGCACCAAAUUCGUCCAAUUUCGUCUCUGUCACUGUAAAGAUUUUCUUUUGUUUGGGUAAACUUGCACUUAUUGGAAUGUCUGAUAAGAACGAAGCGAAAAUGCAACGAAACCAUGAAGAUAGGAGGUCUUAGCGAAAAAAUGAUUGAGGAAUCCAUUUUGCCAAUUUACCUAAUCUUAUUGUUUCAUUCUGUAGUCUUAUCUCUUGUUGUUUAAAUGCAAACAAAGAGCUUGUGGCAGGAAUCUUUUCAUAACCCAUUUAGACACCAGUUUCUUUAAAUUGAAUCACCUGCCGAAACAAUCAACACAAUUAAAAAAAAUGUCUUCAAGCUC
Messenger RNA from Naegleria gruberi, 2302 nucleotides. RefSeq lists its product as uncharacterized. The record is from RefSeq and is a predicted model, not a curated record. NCBI's taxonomy places the organism in Eukaryota, Heterolobosea, Eutetramitea, Acrasida, Naegleriidae. The transcript has a single exon. The coding region runs from base 92 to 1804 and encodes 570 amino acids.